ACCUCUUUGAUAAAGUGAAAUAAAUUUUAUAUUACUGGCAAAAUCUAAAAAGGGCACAGCUAAUAACAAACCGAAGAAAAAAAAUACCUACAUCUUUUUUACCUAUAUUUUAGUAUCAUUGAACUGCAUAUAAAAGUGAACCGUAAUCAAAAUGCCGCAAACGUUUCAAGUUUUACGUUGCUACAAGUGUUUAACUUUUCAAGUUCAUAUAACAAAAAAGGCUAAUAAGUUCGAAUGCAAGCUCUGUGGAGAAAAGCAAUCCAUUAAAAGACAUUACGGAUUUGGUACAGCUAAAGAAUGUCGAAUUCAUGUACAGAAACUUAAUGGGAUUCGGGGAGAGAUUGAUGUAUUGAAGGAAACAACAUAUGAUGAUGAGUUUGAUAACAAACGUGUUGAUGUACAACUAAAUAUAGAAAAUUCCGACCCAAAGAAAAGCAAAUGGACAGACUUUGUAGGAAAACUAGAAGAUACCCCUGCUGCGGGGCUGAGUGAAUCCAUGUUUUUGAAUGCUGAGGUAGUUUUGGAAGUUACCAAAGAAGUAAGGAAAUUAGGUAAGAGGAACAAUUUUAAAUGUCCCUUUAUAUCAAAAUCAUCAAACAAUAAUGAACAUGAUAUAGAUAACAAUAGAGAAUCUUGUGCAAAAAAGGAAAUGGACAGUUACAGGCUUAAUGCUUCUUUUCCAUUUAGCAGACAAUUACAUGAAACAAAUGGGAAUGCUAAUUUUAUAAAUAGCAUUGAAUCUAUUCCAAUAAAAAUUGAAUCAACAAUAGACCAAAUGGACAAAAGAGCUCCCAAAAAAUUUUUAACACCAGUUGUUAAUAAUUCAAAAUGGGCGCAAUUUGUUGAAACAGAAGUUGAAUCUGAAGAUCAAAAUGAUUUUUAUGAUACCAGUGAAACAAUAGAGGAUGAGAAUAAUGACAAUUUAACUAGUAAGGAUAAUACUACUAAGGGUUCAGAACACCACGAAAAAUACAACUUUUGUAUAAAAAAUAACAAGUCAAGUUUAUUUAAAACCUCAUAUGCAUUGAAACGAAAAUCAGAACAGGAAAAAAAUAAAAAUUUAAGUAAUAGUUCCAUACCCAAUAUCGCUAAACAGGCACAAAUUAUGGAAACAGAUAAAAUUGGCAGUAAAGAUACUCCAAAAAUAGAAUAUGACCAUGUACAAAACCCAGUAACAGCUAAUACCCUGUUUGCUUUAUGUGAAGAUAGUGAGCUCGAUAAAAUCUUGGAUAUUUAAGGAUG
Messenger RNA from Hyposmocoma kahamanoa, 1242 nucleotides. RefSeq lists its product as uncharacterized. The transcript is spliced from 2 exons. Gene Ontology annotation, molecular function: chromatin binding. Bases 152 to 1237 code for a protein of 361 amino acids. Gene Ontology annotation, cellular component: nucleus. NCBI's taxonomy places the organism in Eukaryota, Metazoa, Arthropoda, Insecta, Lepidoptera, Cosmopterigidae. Gene Ontology annotation, biological process: mitotic G2 DNA damage checkpoint signaling. The record is from RefSeq and is a predicted model, not a curated record.